This is a messenger RNA of Arvicola amphibius (Eurasian water vole), 790 nucleotides long. RefSeq names its product cytochrome b-245 light chain. Gene Ontology annotation, molecular function: heme binding. The transcript is spliced from 6 exons. The coding region runs from base 103 to 681 and encodes 192 amino acids. Gene Ontology annotation, cellular component: NADPH oxidase complex. The record is from RefSeq and is a predicted model, not a curated record. Gene Ontology annotation, biological process: superoxide anion generation. Lineage: Eukaryota; Metazoa; Chordata; Mammalia; Rodentia; Cricetidae.
AGCCCGAAGGGGCGGAGCCUGAGCAAGGGGCGGGCUGAUCGGUGAAGACUUGCAGUGGGCUGUGGAGUUGGACCCGGCCGCUGCGUGUUCAGGGUCCUCACCAUGGGGCAGAUCGAGUGGGCCAUGUGGGCCAACGAGCAGGCGCUGGCAUCUGGCCUGAUCCUCAUCACAGGGGGAAUCGUGGCCACAACUGGGCGCUUCACACAGUGGUACUUCGGUGCCUACUCUAUUGCUGCAGGUGUGCUCAUCUGUCUGCUGGAGUACCCUCGAGGGAAGAGGAAAAAGGGUUCCACCAUGGAGCGGUGUGGACAGAAGUACCUGACCGCUGUGGUAAAGCUGUUUGGGCCCCUCACGAGGAAUUACUAUGUCCGGGCUGUCCUCCACUUCCUGCUGUCAGUGCCUGCAGGCUUCCUGCUGGCCACUAUCUUGGGGACUGUCUGCUUGGUCAUUGCCAGUGUGAUCUACCUGCUGGCAGCCAUCCGGGGUGAGCAAUGGACCCCCAUUGAGCCCAAGCCCAAGGAGCGGCCCCAGGUCGGAGGCACCAUCAAGCAGCCACCCACCAACCCCCCACCCCGGCCACCAGUGGAGGUCCGCAAGAAGCCAAGUGUGGGUGAGGAGGAGGCGGCCACGGCUGGAGGCCCCCAGGUCAACCCAAUUCCAGUGACAGAUGAGGUGGUGUGACCUGGUGUGACCUUCCGUGGCUGUCCACAGCUCCUGCUUGAGUGUUCCCGGAGGCGCCACCAGGAGGCGGUGACGCCUACUCUAAUAAACAGUGAAGAGCUGGUGUGGA